UUUGCUUCAUCAAAUUGUCCAAAUCCUGUGAAUGAAUGGAAUGGCUAGGUUGAGAGGUGCAAAUGUUCAGGAACUGUUCUUCAGUGCAUGAGCUUAGCAAGGCUUAUGAUGUUUACAUCAUCAUCCUCUUCGUUCAUUAUGAAUUCAGGAUCCUCAAGUGAAAAAUUCUACAAUUAAAAAAUUCAGAAGUUUUGAGAAGUAAUAGGUACAAUUUUCAUGGGAGCUAUUCAUACUUUGCUUUUCAUCUUAACUUUCGAUAUGGAUUGAUCGUGAUUCUUGUUUCAUGGGAUCCCACGUCAAGGAUGUAACAAUUUACUUUUUUAGUGAAUCAUUUAAUAUUGCAUUUUUUGCAAGGAAUUGUUUAAUAAAUUUGUUUUCUUAUGGAUCUUAGAAUCAAGUCUCUAUGUGUGUUUUAAACAUACAUGCACUAUCAGGUCAACCUGAAGGUCCUGAACCAACCAACCAGUUCUAUUGAUGUUGUAAAUAGUAAGGUGUCAGCCCAGUAAACUCGCCUUGAUAACAUGACCUCACCAAACCCACAUACUUUCAGGGUUGAAUCCAGAAUAAGGAACCUUACUGGCUGUUAGUCUUAACACUGCACACUUUUGGUUGGUUUCAAUAAAUGUUUCAUUGUACUUGUCAAGUUGUCCGAAUCAUUAACGACACUUUUAGAGCAAGUUAGUUAAUGAUAGAACAUUUUAGUGGCAGAGUUGGAAGAUAAGAAACUGACAUCUUUGAGAAAAUGUGGUGGCUUUAUAGAUCUUUCAUGGUUUGUGUUAUAUCUUUAACCUGUUCAGUUUAUUCUUGGCUGUGGUUUUCAGUUGGAGAGGAAAGGUUAGGAGAUGGGAUGCAGGAUAAUUUCUUAUUUGGUAAAGGAAAUAUUUACUGAAAGUUCCAGGAAUAUGAUACCAUCAUUCGGCUUCUCCUGUACCUUGUAAAGGUAUAAAUUGUGCUGUAUGUGUACAGAUGUAUCAGUGUUUGGUCAAAUUCUCCAAAUUGGAAGAGUUUGGCCAAUUAAACAUCAUGUGGAUUAAACUUUGUGGAUGAGAUGUGGAACUGGAUCCCGAAGAUCCAACUUGGAGCUAAUAAUGCAAGCUGGAACUUUAUCAAACUCAAAAUUUCUUAAGGUGAAGCUGGAGAUAAACCAAAUUUGAUUUGAUUUCAUCGGAAGCAAAUCCAUGGAUAAUAUAGUUCAUUGACUUCAAUACUAUAAGCAAACUUUUCAUUGUUAUAUUCUCUUCCCAGGGUUAGCCUGUGAUUCGAGCCCUUUCUUGUCUGGAUGAAAUUAUGGCAGGUGAAAUUGGAGCUUUGCCAGGAAAGUAUUGGGGUCAAUAACCUUAGAUCCUUGUUUUUGACUUCAUGGAUUUUCGAGUUUGAUUAAGGUUGAGAGACCGAAGUUAGAUGCAAACUGAAAUGGCAUUGGUGAAUACAAGUGUCUGAGGGUUCAAUGUGUAUCAACAAGGUGAAGAAAACUUCUUCUUGGAGCUGUUUGCAGAAUGUAAUACUUCAAUAUGUAUCGACAAGGUGAAGAAAGCUUCUUCUUGAAGUUGUUUGCAGCAUGUAACAGCCUUUCCAUGUCAACAUAAAGUUAUGAACAGGACCAAGGGUUUGAAUAAUCAAGGGACAACGUCAUAUGCUCCUCAUGUCAAACAAGUUGAAGCUCAUAUGGGCCUACAUGAACAAAAAUCACAAGACAAAGAACAAUUCUGAUUCAUGGUUUUAGGUUGUAAAUAGAAGUGCUUUAAUUGUAUUGCUGUACUCACUUGGACAAGAAGCCAAUAUGUAGUUGCUAAAUGUAUCCGUCAUUGCUACACUGGACUGCUAAGUUGUUGUAUGUCGUUGUCGUUGUCGUUGUAGUUGACGAAGGAAAGAAGUCUCCCCUACAUGGAUGAUCACCUGGCAAGGAAAAAAAUUCAUGUGUGUCAAAGGAAUUGGAAGAAGAGUAAGCAAUGUCAUGGCCUAAAAAAGGAUGGUGAGAGCAACAUGACAACCAGGGCCGCUAUGAUUUCAAGUGUGCAGAUUCUGAGCCUUGCCGUGAGCCAGCAAUGCUGUAGACAUCCUUGCCUUUGUUCAUGCAGCAAAGACAGCAAAACACUGGUGACUUGUUCUUCAGCAGCAAAAUCCCACAGAAAGGUACUCCAAACCUAUAAAAAAGGCCGACUGGUGGAAGGUGACGAAGAAGACUUAAGACUAAGCUGAGAGGAAGCUGCAUGGGAAGAUCUCUCCAUGGCUGACGCAGGUAGAAAAGUCAGCCUUCUUUAUAUUUAUAUCUGUUUUGCCAGGCCAAACACAACUCCUCCUUCUGCCUCCUCCUCUGUUUGACUCAGGGAUGUGCAAUGCAAGCGUGUGACACCGGUUUCCUUGAUAACAUCAGGUCAAAGCUUUGUCGAUGAAUUGAAUAGUGGAAGAGAUUACUCAUGUCACCAGAAGUCAUACACCACCAAACCAGGGAGGCGAAACAUGCGGCGGUCGCCGGUUUCGUUGCUGCUCGGCGUGUGGUGCGCGAGAAACCUGAAAGGGAAAUGGGUCGUGAGAGUGUCUGAUAUAGCUGUUCAUCGUAUUGCUGCAGCAGAUUGAUUUGAAAGGAACCCGAGCGUGUCGGAGUGCACACCUUUCUGUCAAGAUCAUAAAACAGCUUCAGAAUGCUUCCGUUAUCACAGAGAUGGAUUGGAGUGACCAGAAAUCUUACAGAGGAUUGAGUGGCUCCAAUUUCCUGAUACGCUGCUGCAGCACCACCAUACUUGUUCUUGAGGUGAUCAUCCCCGCUGUCACCAACUGUGUGUUGGUGACGACUGGAGCUUGCAGGAAACGCUAUUUUAAUGUAAAUGAAUCGAUGAGAGGAACAGAGAGGUGGAAGAAUGCACUACUAAUGAACUCGUUCCUCGAUCGCUUGUGGACAUAUCUCUACAGCUAGCGUUCUUCUCAGACUCCAUUAUUCAAUUCAUCGAGCAUCACAUCCUUUCACAGAUUUCGAAAUAGGAAUGCUUGUUUAUGAACAUCUCUCUCUCUCUCUCUCUCUCUCUCUCUCUCUCUCCAACAUCAUAGUCCCAACAGAUCUCCUACAGUGUAAUCCACAAUUCAUCUCUGUGCCACAGCAAGUGGCCCUUUUUUUAUCUGGCACAAAAUCUCUAUAAAUAGCUUGGUUACCAUCAUUCAUGCAUCACCCCACUGCUCUCUCUCUCUAUCUCUCUCUCUCUCUCUCUCUCUGUUCGAAAUCCCUGUUGGGCAGAAUCUCUGUCUUGUUCUGUACGUACAUCUUCUCUUCAUUGUAUACCACAAUGAAUCAGAAGCUGCUCUCUAGAAAGGCAGCAUGCAACGUUCAUGGGCAGGACUCCUCGUACUUCCUAGGGUGGCAGGAGUACGAGAAGAACCCCUAUGAUCCAAUCACGAACCCCGGAGGGAUGAUUCAGAUGGGUCUUGCCGAGAACCAGCUCUGCUUUGAUCUUAUCGAGUCGUGGCUGCACACCCACCCUGACGCCGCCGGAUUCAAGAAAGACGGCGCAUUAAUAUUCCGGGAGCUUGCUCUGUUCCAGGACUACCAUGGCUUACCUGCUUUCAAGAGCGCAUUGGCAAAAUUCAUGGGAGAAGUACGAGGAAACAGAGUAACUUUCGAGCCCUGCAAGCUCGUCCUGACUGCUGGUGCCACUUCUGCCAACGAGACACUCAUGUUCUGCCUUGCCGAGCCCGGAGAAGCUUUCCUUCUGCCCACUCCAUACUAUCCAGGAUUCGACAGGGACCUCAAAUGGCGAACCGGAGCUGAGAUCGUUCCCAUCCACUGCUCCAGCUCCAAUGGCUUCCGAGUCACCAAAGUGGCCCUCGAAGCAGCGCACCGACACGCGCAGAAGCGUGGCCUCAGGGUGAAGGGAGUCCUCGUGACCAACCCCUCCAACCCAUUGGGCACAACCAUGACCCGGCAAGAACUGGACACCCUCAUCGACUUUGUCGUUGCCAAAGACAUCCAUCUCAUCAGCGACGAGAUCUACUCGGGCACCAGCUUCGACUCGCCGGAAUUCGUCAGCAUCGCCGAGGCCAUCAAGGACAGGGACGACGUCGCCCACCGCGUCCACAUCGUGUGUAGCCUCUCCAAGGGUCUCGGUCUCCCGGGAUUCCGCGUCGGUGCAAUCUACUCAGGCAACGACGCGGUGGUGUCUGCCGCUACGAAGAUGUCCAGCUUCGGUCUGAUAUCUUCUCAGACUCAGUACCUCCUCGCAGCGUUGCUCUCCGACGAUGAGUUCACCAAGAAGUACAUUCUCGAGAACCGGAGGAGGAUUAAAGAACGGCACGCCCUGCUCGUGCAAGGGCUUCGUAGGAUCGGGAUCAGAUGCUUAGAGAGCAACGCGGGUCUGUUCUGCUGGGUGGACAUGAGACACCUGCUCAAGUCCGACACCUUCAAAGGAGAGAUGGAGCUGUGGAGGAAGAUAGUGUAUCAAGUGGGACUAAACAUCUCGCCGGGCUCUUCGUGCCACUGCGACGAACCGGGGUGGUUCCGCGUCUGCUUCGCCAACAUGUCGGAGGACACACUCAACCUCUCCAUGCAACGGCUCAAGAACUUCGUGGACUCCGGCGAGCAUCGCAGGACCCACGAUUCUGGCCAUCGGAGUCCGAGAAGGCAAUUCUUGACGAAUGCGUCCUCCGCCUGUCAUCUUUGCCGGCUGCUGUGACUGCAUGACUAUUCCUACAAUUCUUAUAGUUUGUAUAUCCCAAGAAGAAGUAGAUAACGAAGAAGUAGAAGAAGAAGAAGACAUUAUUUAAUUUGUGAGGGUGUUUUUUCCUUGGAUCACCACAAUCUGCUUGGAUUUUUGGUGGUCAUGGUCUCAUCAUCUAUAAGAUGGUUUGUAUGUUUAGCUCCUCACUUCCUCGAGUCUGUAUUCGGAGGACAGAAUGGACUGAAGCAACAUCAUUUGUGCAAGAAA
This is a messenger RNA of Musa acuminata AAA Group (dessert banana), 4913 nucleotides long. Its product is annotated as 1-aminocyclopropane-1-carboxylate synthase 3-like. The record is from RefSeq and is a predicted model, not a curated record. NCBI's taxonomy places the organism in Eukaryota, Viridiplantae, Streptophyta, Magnoliopsida, Zingiberales, Musaceae. The transcript has 5 exons. Gene Ontology annotation, biological process: biosynthetic process; amino acid metabolic process. Gene Ontology annotation, molecular function: pyridoxal phosphate binding; transaminase activity. The coding region runs from base 3156 to 4661 and encodes 501 amino acids.